GCGGUGCGGAUCCGCUGCCAGAUGGGCAAAGGCGCCCCCGGGCGUGGGAGGCUGCUUAGGGCGGUUGGGCUCGGGCUCGGGCUGUGCGCCAGCCCUGCCCCGCGGGUCGGGGGAGCAGACGGCAGUCCGGAGCAUUAGGUUUUAGCACCGAUAAGGUCUUGGGGGUCGUUGUCACAGGCGGGACCAGGGGAACGAUUAGAGAAAAAUAAGAAUAGGAGCCAAAGAGAAGACCUGGUGAUGUGACCAAGAGGCAGGCAACAACCAGUAGGUGUAAUUGGAAAUACUGUAUUAUUAUCCAGUCCCUGGCCAGUCGAGCGUAUGGGGCAGACGGACGAGGAAGACAGGGAGGAGGGAGCAGACGAUGACAAGGGUGAUGGGGUUGUGCCAUCUCCCUGGAGCAAUCGUACAAGAUGCAGCUUGGACGCGAUUAUGAAGUUGUUGAGCAAGUUCCUGUUGGUGAUGAAAUGUGGGAAUAAAUUGCUUGGUAGCAUGUGGAGUCAGGAAGCUUGUAGAAAACUUAAAGAACUGUGGAAGGGAGCUGAAGAAGUUGUCCAAGUGACAGUCAUGGGGCUGGAGAGAUGUGAAACCAUUGAUCUUACCCAGGGCAGUUACAUUUAAGUCUGGUCCCAAAAGAAGUCAAGCACUUGACCCUUGACGUUUCCAUCAAAUAUCUGUGUACGAGAACAAGCCAGUUGCAAGAGAGCAAGGAUUUUAAAACAUAUGUGGAUCAGGCUUGUAAAGCUGCAGAAGAAUUUGUCAACAUUUACUAUGAUACCAUGGAUAAAAGGAGAAGGGUGUUGAACAGACUCUAUCUGGACAAAGCUACAUUAGUUUGGAAUGGUAAUGCGUUUUCUGGGCAAGAAGCAUUGAAUAAUUUCUUUGAAUCGUUGCCAUCUAGUGAGUUCCAAGUUAAUAUGUUGGACUGCCAACCAGUUCAUGAGCAAGCUACGCAAAGCCAGAUGACGGUACUUGUUGUGACUUGUGGGACAGUAAAAUUUGAUGGCAACAAGCAACGUUACUUCAACCAGAAUUUCUUAUUGACAGCACAAGCCACCCCUAACAACCCAGUAUGGAAAAUUGCAAGCGACUGUUUCCGCUUUCAGGACUGGGCCAGUUAGUGGCAAUUGAAAAGCGAUCGCUUUCCCUCUGCAUUAUGUGAGUUUAGCUGUCUGGACAAACGUUAUCUCUUCUCCUCCUGUUCUGUUUGUUUUGGAAUACUGCACAACUGGCUCUCUGUAGUUUCCCAGCAACCAUGGACUGAAUGGCAGACGCUUUAAGUUGGAGGAAGUUUCCUAAAAUUAAUUGGACCAUCAUGAAAUACUCCAGGCACUGAACUGUGAUUCACAUAUGUGGGGUUGCCUUACAUGUGGUUAUGCUGGCACUUUAGGAACUCUUCUACGUCCUCUUGAGUGCUGAAGUCUCCCCUACUUGGACACUGAAUUCACUUACUACAGUCCUGUCCAAACAUGUUCAGUCAUUUUGGUUUAUAAACAUCACCUUUCAUAAGCAGUGUUUUUCCUUCUUUGAAGAAGAUACACACUAUGACAGUGAGAAAUAGAAUUUCUUCCUCAGAACAUGUCUAUAUGAAAGUUAAAACCACUUUCUGAGCCUUGAACUUAAUUGAGCAACUUUUUAGAGGAAGUUUUUUCUAAAUAAUUUCUUUCCUAGUAGCUAGGUAGAAGUCCAGUCUCAAAAUUGUAGGGAAUGGAAGUGUUGUCAGUGAAUGCGAGUUGGGACUGGUAGGAUGAUAGGCAGGAUGGGCAAGUCAUGUUUUCAGCUGCCUCUGAAAGUCUAGCUUUUGUAUGCGAGUAAACUCAGGUGGGGGAAAUCUGCUCUAAAACUGUUGUUUACUUUCCUUGGUGUACUGCAACACUUGACUUAAUAUCGUAUCUUAACCUCCUAAUAGUUGGUUAGGAUAACCUAUUUUGAUUCAAAUAUAAGCGGUGCUGAAUAAUUCAGCUGUUAAGUCCCCUACAGCAGCAUCUAUGCUGUAUGCCAUGAUAAAGGAUAAGCCCAUCAAGGUGACUGCAAGACUUCCAAAGAAAGGCAAUAUAUAAGCUAUUUACCGAUCAGCUACGUCAUUCUGUCUUAUGUAGCUAAUAAUUCCAUUGUUACUAUGAAGGACAGAAUUACUCUAUUUUUUUCCAACUUUUUUCUUCCAUCUUGAAGUUCAAAGGUUUUGUUUCAACCCUUUCAGGAAGCACUGUGAUGAGAAAUUGAUACUGAAACUGUACGGUAUGGCAUUCAGCUCUUUGGUGCAGCUAAUCAGAAUAGAUGCUUUGAGUGCCGUGAUCCUGGAAGGUUAACCUUUCUGCAUGAAGGAAGAGAAUUUUUUUUUGAUCCCAAGUUUGACUGAAACUUUCACAAGUGUAUCUCUUAUGUACUUUGCUUUGUAUUUCUUGAAUAUUCAUCAAAAUUUUAAAAUUACUAUGUUUUAUAGAUUUUGUUUUUCAAAGAAAAUCUUAGUACUUUAAUCUUUAAAGGCUAGAAGGUAGCCUGCCUUACUCUGAAUGAACAUUGUAGAUCUCAGAAUGGCAGUAUGUUUUGUAUUCAAACUUCUGCCUUUUUAAGUUGAGCAGAAUUAAAAGGUUUGAAGUUCAGUCGACGUGUGAAAACAAAAUAUGUGUAUCUGCUUGUAACUGAAAAUAUGGGAUGGCUACUUGUAGUUCUGUCCUGAAUGUAAGUAUUCUUGACAGAUACUUUGGAUAUUCACAUAGCUGAUACAGCCUUUUUAAUAGAAAAGUAAUGUGACUGGACAAUUUACUUUAAUAUCUUAUAACCAGAAAACUGUGAAAAUAAACCAUAUGUUAAAAUUAUGUUAAUCUCUAAAGAAUACACAAUGGCAUAUUUUAAUAUUAAGAUAAACUAGUUGGUUUUUAUUUCAUCUAGAGAUUCUCAUGACUUGCAUCAGAAAGGUAAAAAAUUAGUAAACUGGGCACCUAUAUUUAAAAAAAGAUGGCUUCCCUGUAGUAUUUCGCCAAGGAACUAUGCCUUUGAGAGAGAAGAGAAAUUCUAAAAAUAGUGCAAGAUCUAACUGUCUAGCAAGGUAGAUACUAUAAUUUACUGGGGAAACGGUACGCUUUUAAUUAGCAGUAAUCUAGAGAGAGUCUCGAUUUUUUUUUUUUUUCCCCCCCCCCCCCCCCUUUUUAAAAUAAUUUCAAAGGAAAAAAAUUACUCUUAAAGUUUCCUGCUAGUUUUAAAUGUAGUAUCUUUCACAUACUAUCCUGGUUGUACAAACAAAACUUUCCAUCCUGUUUUGUGCAGCAAUCACAGUGGGAAGUGCAUCUGGUCUGUUGCUUAGAUUUCUGGAAAAUUGGAGGAAGCAAAAUUCCACUCCAGAGAUGAAUGCUUCUUCUGCUACUCUGUUCUCUUGUCACUGUACUUUCACUAGAUCCAUAAUUUAGGUGUUUGCUUUUUGGGUUUGCCCUUGCAGUGAGAAGGGUCCUGUAUCAAGGCAAUUGGAGCAAUACCUGCUAUAGGAGAAAGUCCUUGAUUUUUGUUUAUUUAUUUUUUUUCCUCAUCCUUACAGAAUCACACAAACUAAACUGUAUUAGAACUUCAAACAUCCUCAUUCCUUUAUUUGCCAUUAAGGAUUGUAAAUCACUAAAACAGCCACAAUAAAAAUCACUGUCAAGUAAUAUCUUGUGGCAUUUGAAGACUUGAUACCUGCAGCUGUUUUGCUUACCUGAUUUCUCUGGUAUUGCACACUAAUCUUUCUUUGUUUGCCGUUCUAGUUGUAUUGUGGCAGGCUGAAAGGAGGAAAGCAACAAAUUUAACUUAAAAUACUAGUGCUGCUGUUUCUUGGAGUGGAGCCUUGUAGUCUUGAUGGUUAACCAUAAGUGAUGAGUUGGCUGUGUCCACAUCUGCUGAGGGAAUUGUAUGUAAACAGAGAAGUGUUUUAACAUCAAAAUGGCUUGCCACAAACUUACAUAGCUUGAAUAUAUCUUGUAAGCUUUUGAAACUGUUUAAGACCUCUUACAGGGGUUUCUUUUUUAAAUAAGUUGCUGUUUUAUCUGUUUUGUUUUUUAUUACAAAUUUUCAUAGUGUUUUCUUACCAGAUUAAAGUGCAAGAAACAACACUGGCUUUUAAUCUUUACUAUUUGGGUUUGGGCUUGGGCUUUGAGUUACUUGCCAGUGAGUUACUUGAGUAUUGAAGCAUUGCAGAACAGGCCUGUCACUGUCUGCUGUUUGACUGUGAUAUCAGCUGGGUCUUGUUGCACCUGCUGCUGUAAGCUGCACAAAUGUUAAUAGGCUUAGUGUCGUUUGGUUUAGUGGAGAAGGUGCACCCUAGGGUGAAACAGCAUCUCUGAUUGUCCUUCCCAUGCAUAGCUGUGACUUGCCACUAGAGGCUUGGUGAGCAAGGGCAGGGCCAGCUUGCUGUACUUACUCAAUGCAUGUAAGACAAGUCCAUUUCAAAAAUGAGGUGGGUAGGAUUCAAGUGGGGAUUUUCAAGAGAGAAAUCCAUCGAAAAAAGAGUAUGGGAAAGUAAGAGAGCUAAUGUGAUGGUUUAAAAAAAAAAAAAAAAAAAAGGGGUUGUAAAUAUUCCUGUGAAUCCUAAAGCUAGGCUUCUGAGAGCGCUCUUCACUAUCUCUAGUAGCUGCGGUGCCUCCCACCAGUGCCUGGACUGACUUCCUGCUUGAGCUCCGUGGGGCCUGAUCUUUUUUCUCCAGAGUUCAGGUAGCUCCUGACCAGCCAACAGCCCAGCCAGUGGCAGUGUAGCGGGGGGUGAGUUGCAGAGAAAAAAGGAUCAGCUCCCUAGGAGCUCAAGUGGCAUUGCUUUUUGUCUCCAGAGCUUGCCGUCCCGCACUGACAGGAGCAGUGAGUCGGUCCAGGUGGCAGUAGGAGUCACUGUGGCCUCUGGGUGCUCUGGGACUCCACUCUGCCCAGUGUUCCUGGGGGGUGAGGUCCCUGGGGUGGCCCUACUCGCCCACUGCAUCCUGGGAUGCUGGAGGACUUCAACUUGGGUGAAAUAGUUGUGGGAAGUGGCUGCACCUUAAUGGAACAAGAGCAAAAUUAGGUGGAUUAGAGAGAAUCUUGCCCUGGAGUGGUGUAACUUUAAGCCAGAUAAUGAGUGCCUUAAACCCCUUAAAAGGUGUUUAAUGUGCAGCCAAUCCAGGAGUUAAGAGCUUCAGCUGUUGCCUAAAUUACUGUACAACAAGGCCUACUUUUGCAGUAACAAGGUGGCAUUUCUUGUUUGAGCAGUCACCACAACCUGUUCUUGGCAUUAGCAUUAUGUAGAAUGAUAGAAGUAAGUAACCUUUGACUGGUGAGAAAUAAAAUUGCUAGAGAAUGUUCCUUUAUGAAGAAUUUAAGUUUAUAUUGACAUCCCACAAAUGUAGAUAAAACCAAACACGUCAUUUGCAAAACGCUUGGACUGUAAAUAUUUAUCCCUAAGAAUAAACUGCUGUGCUUGAGCUGUCCUGUCUCUUACAGGCACUCAUCCAAGGAACCAUCAAUGCAGGAACUCUGUGCAUAUUAAGCUGAUGCUAACAUUUAAAAUAAUAACAGAGAAAAGCAGACCAAUUUGGUUAUUAAUGUGACAAGCCUACAGGUAGGUGCUGAUAUCCUUCAAGUGCCCUAAACUCCAUAGCAGUAAGGAUGUUGGACCCAUAAAAUCCUGGUACUAAAUAAGAUCCUAAACACCAAAAGGGACAUUUGGUUUUUAGAAGUGCAGCAGAGAGCUUGCCACCCUGAGGCAUUGUGGGAGCGAUCCUGUCCUUGUCACAUUCUGCAUCAUUCUGACCCAGACCUGUCCUGGGAGAGGUUUCAGGCUUACGUUAAACAGCCCAGGGGCUCACCUGAGUUGCAGCAGCGACUUGAAGCUGACCUAUGGGCCACAGUAUGGUAGAAUAUGGGAAGAGCUGUGGUUUCUAAUGCACAUUACAUGCUGGGCUGGCCCUGUGUACGUGUCCUUAGGGGCACUAUGGCUGUUGUCUGGUGCUUGCUCCAGUACAAUCUUAUCAUAUCACUGGCCCUUUUACCUGCUCUCUAAAGGAGCAGGAGUGGUAUAAAACCCUUGUCUCAGAAGCUUAAAAAUAAGAUGCACUAUUGUAUGUAGAGGUCGUGCCAUGUGGCAUUCUCAUCUCUGAUUGGGGCCUGCAUGUGCUUCUGCUAUGUUAUUAAUAAAGGUAUGUGGGAAGGAGCAGGGUGGGAAUAAUCCAAUUGUUUGUGAUGCAUCCUCCUGACCAAAUGCUGAAGUAACCUCCAUUCUGUUUUCCUUCCUGGGAAGGAGCUAGUAAACUGAUAGUCUUAUAAUGAUGGGUAAGUGAAUAUAUCCAAAGUUAUUGGCACUUUAUUACUGCUUUAAGAGGGUAGUUGCAAUAAUAUAAUCAAACAUGCAUACAGGUUUCCUUCGCUUUUUGCAGGUUCUGUAUAUGCAAAUUUGCUCUUACAUGGUUACCCUUUUUACGCUCAAAAUUCAUGAUACUGGAGGUAAAUUCAUUAUGUGAGGUAAGCCUGUAGAGGAAGGGACACGGGGGAGGGGUGCAGCACAGCCCAGAAGCUGCAGGUAGGUGGCAUUGUCUGCUCCUGGGGCAGCUGCAGCAAGGAGCAAAGCAGAAGGAACUGUCAGUCGGUGUGGGAUAGGGGGACGUGGCUCUUGCUGCUACACGUACCCUGGGAGGGCUGCGCUGGGUCUUCCUGGGUGACAUGUGCCCCCGAAUCUGUGCAUGGGACAAGGGCAGGCUGGGGCCGGCGGCAGCACUGGGCUUUUCCCGUUGGGGGUCGGGGUUGGGCCACCCUGUACUUGGGGCAGGCAGCAGUGGCACU
Molecule: messenger RNA, 6768 nt
Organism: Alligator sinensis (Chinese alligator)
Lineage: Eukaryota; Metazoa; Chordata; Crocodylia; Alligatoridae
Gene: NXT2
Product: nuclear transport factor 2 like export factor 2
Exons: 4
Coding region: 777-1118 (113 amino acids)
Biological process (GO): protein import into nucleus
Cellular component (GO): nuclear pore central transport channel
Source: RefSeq, a predicted model, not a curated record